AUGAAAGGCCUCCCCAAAAACUUGAAUCCGUCAGCAAGGGUUUUCUUCCCCCUGAAACCCUAUAACAUUAUCCACAAACCUUUCGACGUACUCCCUACGGCGAACCCAAGAGAUAGGCUCAUCAUCCUUGACAGACAGGUCCUACAGCCAGAUCGAGCAGAAACUUGUCAAUUCGGUACCGACGAUGAAGUUGCGCGCCACAGGUCUCCUUACGAUCCUACGGAGACAACAGUAGACAAGGAGGUUUUGGCCUUACGGGAGGAGUACCGACGAGAGGGAAAUCUGCAUGAUCCAUUGCUUGUCAGCCCCGCGAACCAGGAAGUCAGUCAUAUACUGCAGCCAAAGGAAGAACAUACCGUUCAUGACAUUCAUCCGUUCGGAAGUGCAAGGGGUUGGAGCAAUAAACGCAAAGACGCCCUUCUUCGAAAAGAGCCGUAUGUUUUCAGAGCAUAUGAAGUUGUUUUUCCUGGAUACCGGCAAGAGAAGAAGGUGAGCCCAAUCUGA
Molecule: messenger RNA, 504 nt
Organism: Penicillium alfredii
Lineage: Eukaryota; Fungi; Ascomycota; Eurotiomycetes; Eurotiales; Aspergillaceae
Exons: 1
Coding region: 1-504 (167 amino acids)
Source: RefSeq, a predicted model, not a curated record